Leptosia nina is the source of this 654-nucleotide messenger RNA. Lineage: Eukaryota; Metazoa; Arthropoda; Insecta; Lepidoptera; Pieridae. The record is from the annotation of a GenBank genome assembly.
AUGGUGCCAACGAUGGUACGCCAUGUCGACCUCUUUUCGGCACAAGCAGAUCAAGGUUUUCGUCGGUCCAACGCACUCUUCAAUACAACCACAAUUAUGGAGCAAGCAAUUCAGCAGAUAGCACAAAAUGUGGAGAAACAACUUGAUCUUGAGCUCGAUAGAUUAGAUACCCUAGAUAGCAGUGACUUGGAGGCCAUAAGACAGCAACGGAUCAAAGAGAUGAAAGAGAGAGCUAAACUUAAACAGGAAUGGAAAGCUAAUGGCCACGGUGAGUACACGGAGAUUGAUGGUGAAAAAGAUUUCUUUGGGGUGUGUAACAAAAGCGAAAAUGUUGUAUGCCACUUCUACCGACAUGACACACCUAGAUGCAGGAUUGUGGAUAUGCAUCUCCGUAUCCUCGCCGCCAGACACUUAGAGACGCGGUUCGUGAAGAUGGACGCGGAGAAGGCGCCAUUCCUCACAGGUCGACUUAAGAUACGAGUGAUCCCAACGCUGGCCCUGGUAAAGAGCAAUAAAACGAAGGACUUCAUUGUCGGGUUCACGGACCUCGGGAAUCGGGACGAUUUCAGCACAGAUAUCCUGGAGUGGAGAAUCGCUAGAGCGGAAGUUAUAGAAUAUUCGGGCGAUCUCUUAGUCCCCCCCCGUAGAAGGUAA